UUCUCCUCCACCCAGCAAAUCCUCACCCUUUCUGGACUCGCCUGAGACGUUCCGGCCAGUCAUCCCCACAGCUUUUUACAUAGCAGGGGUCAAGCUACAGGAGGCAGGAUGCUCUGGCGGCUGGUGCUGGUGGCUCUGUGGGCGUGGCCCAGUGCUCAAGCCGCCGGCCAGGACGAGGACGCCGCCUUCGACCUGCUCAGCCUCAGCAACAUCAACCGCAAGACCAUCGGCGCCAAGCAGUUCCGCGGCCCCGACCCCGGCACGCCCGCCUACCGCUUCGUGCGCUUCGACCAGCUGCCGCCCGUGGGCGCCGACGCGCUGCGCAGGAUCGCGGCGCUGUCGCGGCGGCGCGACGGCUUCUUCCUCUCGGCGCAGCUCCGGCAGGACCGCAAGACGCGCGGCACGCUGCUGGCGCUGCUCGGCCCCGGCGAGGCGCAGCGGCAGUUCGAGAUCGUCUCCAACGGCCCGGCCGACACCCUGGACCUCACCUACUGGGCCGACGGCGCGCGGCACGUGCUGUCCCUGGAGGACGUGGGCCUGGCCGACUCCCGCUGGAAGAACGUCACGGUGCAGGUGGCCGGCGAGACCUACAGCCUGUAUGUGGGCUGCGACCUCGUCGACAGCUUCGCCCUGGACGAGCCCUUCUACGAGCACCUGCAGCCCGAGCGCAGCCGGAUGUACGUGGCCAAGGGCGCUGCCCGCGACAGCCACUUCCGGGGUUUGCUUCAGAAUGUCCACUUAGUCUUCGAGAAUUCUGUGGAAGACGUUCUGAGCAAGAAAGGUUGUCAGCAGGGCCAGGGAGCGGAGCUCAACGCCAUCAGCGAGAACACGGAGACGCUGCACCUGAGCCCCCACGUCCCGACCGAGUACGCGGGUGCGGGCGCGGGGCAGAGGCCACUCGUGUGCGAGCACUCCUGCGAGGAGCUGGGCAGCAUGAUCAGCGAGCUCUCCGGACUCCACGUCAUCGUGAACCAGCUCCACGAGAACCUGAAGAGAGUGUCGAACGAUAACCAGUUUCUCUGGGAGCUCGUCGGUGGCCCUCCUAAGACCAGGAACGUGUCCGCUUGCUGGCAGGACGGCCGCUUCUUCGCGGAAAACGAAACCUGGGUGGUGGACAGCUGUACCACGUGCACCUGCAAGAAAUUUAAAACCAUCUGCCACCAAAUCGCUUGUCCCCCAGCGACCUGCGCCAACCCCUCCUUCGUGGAGGGCGAAUGCUGUCCGUCCUGCUUCCACGCGCUGGACAGUGAGGAGGGCUGGUCUCCGUGGGCAGAGUGGACCGAGUGUUCCGUCACGUGCGGCUCCGGGACCCAGCAGAGAGGCCGGUCCUGCGAUGUCACCAGCAACACCUGCCUGGGACCCUCCAUCCAGACGCGGGCUUGCAGCCUGGGCAAGUGCGACACCCGCAUCCGGCAGGACGGCGGCUGGAGCCACUGGUCGCCUUGGUCUUCGUGCUCCGUGACCUGUGGGGUCGGCAACAUCACGCGCAUCCGUCUCUGCAACUCCCCCGUCCCCCAGAUGGGGGGCAAGAGCUGCAAAGGGAGUGGCCGGGAGACCAAAGCCUGCCAGGGCGUGCCGUGCCCGAUCGACGGCCGCUGGAGCCCCUGGUCCCCGUGGUCGGCCUGCACCGUCAGCUGCGCCGGAGGGAUCCGGGAGCGCGCGCGGGCCUGCAACAGCCCCGCACCCCAGCACGGCGGCAAGGCCUGCGUGGGCGACGUGACCGAGCGCCAGAUGUGCAACAGGCGGAGCUGCCCCGUAGACGGGUGUCUGUCCAACCCCUGCUUCCCCGGAGCCGAGUGCAGCAGCUUCCCCGACGGGUCCUGGUCCUGCGGCUCCUGCCCGGUGGGCUUCCUGGGCAACGGCACCCACUGCGAGGACCUGGACGAGUGCGCCCUGGUGCCCGACGUCUGCUUCUCCACCGGCAAGGCGCCCCGCUGCGUCAACACCCAGCCCGGCUUCCACUGCCUGCCCUGCCCGCCGCGCUACCGGGGCAGCCAGCCCGUGGGGGUCGGCCUGGAGGCGGCCAGGACAGAGAAGCAGGUGUGUGAGCCCGAGAACCCGUGCAAGGACAAGACGCACAGCUGCCACAAGCACGCAGAGUGCAUCUACCUGGGCCACUUCAGCGACCCCAUGUACAAGUGCGAGUGCCAGACGGGCUACGCGGGCGACGGGCUCAUCUGCGGGGAGGACUCGGACCUGGACGGCUGGCCCAACCUCAACCUGGUCUGCGCCACCAACGCCACCUACCACUGCGUCAAGGACAACUGCCCCCACCUGCCAAAUUCGGGGCAGGAAGAUUUCGACAAGGACGGAAUUGGCGACGCUUGUGACGACGACGAUGACAACGACGGCGUGAGUGACGAGAAGGACAACUGCCAGCUGCUCUUCAACCCCCGCCAGUUCGACUACGACAAGGACGAGGUCGGCGACCGCUGCGACAACUGCCCCUACGUGCACAACCCCGCGCAGAUCGACACCGACAGCAACGGCGAGGGCGACGCCUGCUCCGUGGACAUCGACGGCGACGACGUCUUCAACGAGCGGGACAACUGCCCCUACGUCUACAACACGGAUCAGAGGGACACGGACGGCGACGGCGUGGGGGACCACUGUGACAACUGCCCCCUGGUGCACAACCCCGACCAGACCGACGUGGACAACGACCUCGUGGGCGACCAGUGUGACAACAACGAGGACAUCGACGAUGACGGCCACCAGAACAACCAGGACAACUGCCCCUACAUCUCCAACGCCAACCAGGCCGACCACGACGGGGACGGCAAGGGCGACGCCUGCGACUCGGACGACGACAACGACGGUGUCCCCGACGACAGGGACAACUGCCGGCUCGUCUUCAACCCGGACCAGGAGGACUUGGACGGUGACGGGAGGGGUGAUAUUUGCAAAGACGACUUUGACAAUGACAACGUCCCGGACAUUGACGACGUGUGCCCUGAGAACAGUGCCAUCAGCGAGACGGACUUCAGGAACUUCCAGAUGGUUCCCCUGGACCCCAAGGGGACCACCCAGAUCGAUCCCAACUGGGUCAUUCGUCACCAAGGCAAGGAGCUGGUGCAGACGGCCAACUCGGACCCCGGCAUCGCUGUGGGCUUCGACGAGUUUGGGUCUGUGGACUUCAGCGGCACCUUCUACGUCAACACGGACCGUGACGACGACUACGCGGGCUUCGUCUUUGGCUACCAGUCCAGCAGCCGCUUCUACGUGCUGAUGUGGAAGCAGGUCACGCAGACCUACUGGGAGGACCAGCCCACACGGGCGUACGGCUACUCCGGCGUGUCCCUCAAGGUGGUGAACUCCACCACGGGCACCGGCGAGCACCUGAGGAACGCGCUGUGGCACACGGGGAACACGGAGGGGCAGGUGCGGACCCUGUGGCAUGACCCCAAGAACAUUGGCUGGAAGGACUACACGGCCUACCGGUGGCACCUGACCCACAGGCCCAAGACGGGUUACAUCAGGGUCUUGGUGCAUGAAGGGAAGCAGGUCAUGGCAGACUCAGGGCCGGUCUAUGACCAGACCUAUGCUGGCGGGCGGCUGGGUCUGUUUGUCUUCUCCCAGGAAAUGGUCUACUUCUCGGACCUCAAGUACGAGUGCAGAGACAUCUGAACAAGACUUGCUGCAUUUCAGUAACGCCCUACACGUGCUGUGGGCCCUGGACCCCGCAGUUCGCCGUGGUCCUUGCCGCUUCCCUCUCGUUAGCAGCCCCUCCUGUCCCUGCCUUAGCUCUGUUGGUUCUGUGCUCCUGCCGUCAACCCAAGCCCAGGUGCCUGCAGAGGACACACACCGACGGACCCGGAGAUGGACAUCUCAGCCCCCACGGGAACCCACUCUGAUACAUGAGACUGUGUGGAGUGAAAGCCGGCGUGCCAUUGCAUUGCUUUUCCUUGUUUGUUUAAAAAGAAUGACGUUUACAUACAAAAUGUAAUUACUUACUGUAUUUAUGUGUAUAUGGGGUUGGAGGGAAUAUUGUGCAUAAGCCAUGGUCAUAAAUUAAGCAUGAAAAAUAUUGCUAAGCCGCUUUCAGUGCUUAAAGUUGUCACUGUUCUUGGAUUAGGGCUGUUCUACGGUAACACACAGAUCCUGUCGGAUCAAUCACAAAGACGCGCCAACUCGAAUGUGAAGGAACGGCGUGCUGAGGAAGAGGUUAGAGAGAACAGUCUUGUGCGACGUGGCCCGAUACCAAAUGAUGUAAGAUACCAAGUAACCAGUUAGAACCUAGGAAACAAUUGCCAAUUAACCCAGUGCCGCUCCCCCGCCCUCCCGUCCCGCAGGGAGAGCCCUCACGUGCAGCGGAGAGGCAGCUCUGUGACAGAACGGACACCCUUGCAGAAUCGGGGUCACGUGGCUCCAUAUGGACGUGGCGAAACUUCAUUUCAGUCGCAGUUUAGCAGAGCAAAGUGCUCGCUUAGUUUCACGGCUUGGCUUUGCCGUGCAAGGUGGCUGCUUGUGCAGCCGCGGCCCUGAGAGGGUGCCCGGCCGGUCGACAUUUGGUUUCUCGGUCAGAUCUCUGUGGCGUCGAGAGACUUCCUGGCCCGUUGUCACCCGGCGUAGCGUUCUGAUCUCUGGGACUUUGAAGAGUGUCCUUCCCCAUGUCUGCUACUAGACGGCAGACCAGCAGGCAGCCCAACCAGAAAGAGCACUUUGGCAUCUAACUCCUAUUCUAGGCUUCGGAAAUUAUGGAAAAGUUGCUUUUGCCUACUUUGGUGACACAUUUCAUUAAGGUUCCAGUUAUAAAUGUUUUGUUAAUAUUUAUUAAGUGAAUAUAGAAUGCAUCUUCAUUCACCAAUAACUUAUUUUCAAUAUGCUGAGUAACACAUAAGUAGUAUAAUUCUAGAAAUAAACAUACACCAAGUGCAUCACAAUAUAAAGAUACAGUUACAGCAAACAUUCUGCCUAUCAAACUAUCAGGCUUUAUAACCUUACAUUGUCAUGUAAAGCAUGCUGUAAAAUGCAAUGGCAUAAGUAAAUGCCAUUUAUAGCGAAGACUUGAUAAUGGAACCUUAAUGUAUAAUGCUGCCAGUGAUUUUGAUUCAAUAUAUUUACUGUUAUCCAUCUGCUGUAUAUAGAAUGAUUUUUAUUUAAACGCUGAGGAAAAUCAGCAUUUAGUCUUGCCAGACAUACCCAGUAAUCAGUAACACAGCAAUAUACACAGUUUGAUUUAGUCUUUGCUUUAAGUUGCAUGAUCUUUCUGCAGGAAAAAGCAGUUCAGCCCACGCUGCAUAAGGGGUUUCAGGAGGGGAGUUUGUCUGAUGGGGACAAACGUUUCUCCCCUUCCUGUUAAUAGUGAUCACAUUUCUCUGUCAAAUAGGAAGGAUACAUAACUUUUGUCUUAAUU
Propithecus coquereli (Coquerel's sifaka) is the source of this 5356-nucleotide messenger RNA. It is a transcript of the gene THBS2, whose product is annotated as thrombospondin 2. The coding region runs from base 109 to 3627 and encodes 1172 amino acids. Gene Ontology annotation, cellular component: extracellular region. Gene Ontology annotation, molecular function: protein binding; calcium ion binding. The transcript is spliced from 22 exons. Lineage: Eukaryota; Metazoa; Chordata; Mammalia; Primates; Indriidae. Gene Ontology annotation, biological process: negative regulation of angiogenesis; cell adhesion. The record is from RefSeq and is a predicted model, not a curated record.